This is a messenger RNA of Chironomus riparius, 912 nucleotides long. The record is from the annotation of a GenBank genome assembly. Lineage: Eukaryota; Metazoa; Arthropoda; Insecta; Diptera; Chironomidae.
AUGAAGUUUGUGGUUUUAGCAUUGCUGAUUGUGUCAGCAUUAGCUGAAGAUAUUAAUUAUGAUCCAAUCGAUAGUUCAAGUGCUGUUCGACGAAGUGAACUUCCAGGCUUUUGGGAUGGCAAAGACUUUCCAAGAAUUCUUAGCGCUUCAUUCGCCAGAUCACCGAGAAUUGUUGGAGGAACUCCAGUGAAUCCAGCACAUUCAGCUAAUUAUAUUGCUCUCCUCAAUGUAAACUUCCCUUUUGGCAUUGCCCUUUGUGGUGGAUCAAUUCUCACCAAUAGAGCAAUUUUAACAGCAGCUCAUUGCAUUCAUGAGAGCACACACACUUUACUAAUCGUUGGUGUCCACAAUCGUCAUGUCAUUGAACCAUCACAACAACGUAGAACCAUUCUGCCUUUACGUUAUGUAAAUCAUCCACUUUUUAAUGCACGAACUUUAAAUUCAAAUAUUGCGAUUCUUCAUAUCGACUCACCAUUGACAAUGACUCUACAAGUUGGUGUCGUUCGUUUACCACCAGAAGGAUCACCAGAGCUUUUUGCUAAUGAAAAUGCAAGAUCACUCGGAUGGGGACGAGUAAAUAACACUGGACCGACUUCAAGUAUCUUGAUGCAAGCUUUCAAUACUGUCAUUACUAAUGCUUUAUGUGCUCCGUCAUUUGCACCUGGAAUAGUCAGCGAUACUACACUUUGUGUAUCUACAUCAGCAACUGGUGGACAAGGUGCAUGUCAUGCUGAUGAAGGUGGUGUUCUUGACAUUCAGAGGCUUCCAGGUAAUCCAAUGCAAAUUGGAAUCACAAGUUUCUUUGCACCUGCUGGCUGUGUCACUGGACUUCCAAUUGGAUACACGAGAAUUACAAAUUUCCGUGGUUGGAUUACACAAAAUACAGUUCCACCAAAUCCACCAUUGCCAUAA